This is a messenger RNA of Meriones unguiculatus (Mongolian gerbil), 2325 nucleotides long. RefSeq names its product zinc finger AN1-type containing 5 (gene Zfand5). Lineage: Eukaryota; Metazoa; Chordata; Mammalia; Rodentia; Muridae. Gene Ontology annotation, molecular function: zinc ion binding; DNA binding. The record is from RefSeq and is a predicted model, not a curated record. The coding region runs from base 230 to 871 and encodes 213 amino acids. The transcript has 7 exons.
CGCCGCAGCAGCCCCGCCGGCGCUCCGGCCCGCUCCGGCCCGCGGCGGCCGCUAGCCCCUCUCCCGGAGGCCUCGGCCCGGCCCACCGCCCGGCGGCGCGCGCCACCUCGCCAGUGCAUCCGGGCCCCGCAGGCUUAAGGUUUGAGUUUUCUUGAAGGUGGAAUCCUAGUCUGGGUGGGGAAGACAUUAGGUGGGAAUCUUCCUCAUUAACCUAAGAAAACAGAAAAAUAUGGCUCAGGAGACUAACCAGACUCCAGGGCCCAUGCUGUGUAGUACAGGAUGUGGCUUUUAUGGGAAUCCUAGGACAAAUGGAAUGUGUUCUGUUUGCUACAAAGAACAUCUUCAGAGACAACAGAAUAGUGGCAGAAUGAGCCCAAUGGGGACAGCUAGUGGUUCCAACAGCCCUACCUCAGAUUCUGCAUCUGUACAGAGAGCAGAUGCUAGUUUAAACAACUGUGAAGGUGCUGCUGGCAGCACAUCUGAAAAAACAAGAAAUGUGCCUGUGGCUGCCUUGCCUGUAACUCAACAAAUGACAGAAAUGAGCAUUUCAAGAGAGGACAAAAUAACUACCCCGAAAACAGAGGUGUCAGAGCCAGUUGUCACUCAGCCCAGUCCAUCAGUUUCUCAGCCCAGUACUUCUCAAAGUGAAGAAAAAGCUCCUGAGUUGCCCAAACCAAAGAAGAACAGAUGUUUUAUGUGUAGAAAGAAAGUUGGCCUUACAGGAUUUGACUGCCGAUGUGGAAAUUUGUUUUGUGGACUUCACCGUUACUCUGACAAGCACAACUGUCCAUAUGAUUACAAAGCAGAAGCUGCAGCAAAAAUCAGAAAAGAGAAUCCAGUUGUUGUGGCUGAAAAAAUCCAGAGAAUAUAAAAGUACUACAUGUGAAGAGACUGAAACUUUGUUUUUAUUUUAAUAUAUCGUAGGAAAACAUUAAAGAGCAGAUGCAUGGCCAUUUUCCUUUGAUGUUCUCCAGAGUUUUGCUUUAUACUUGUCUGUCUUAUAAUUGAUAUUUUAGGAUGUUUGGGUGUUUGUUACAGGCAGAAUUGGAUAGAUACAGCCCUACAAAUGUAUAUGCCCUCCCCUCAGUAAAAUUGGACAAAAAUCUGCACAGCAAAUUGAAAUACACAGAUAAUAGGAACAAAAUUUAGUUCCACGUGCCAAACUAAAUGAAUGAAAUCUCUGCAUGUUUGCAGCAUAUCUGCCUUUUGGGAAUGUAAUCAAGGUAUAAUCUUUGGCUAGUGUUAUGUGCCUGUACUUUAAAAAAAAAUGGUACACCAGAAAAGGACUGGCAGUCUACUACCAUAGUCAAACUUCACAUUAAUUUCAACAUGACUUUUGGAAGCAGGAAGAAAGCUACAAAACCAGUAUUUGGUGCCAUGUGUAAGCCUGAUUAAAUUGGCCUUCUAAAAGCUGUCAAUUAGGACAUUCUGCGAAAGGUAACAUCACAACUGGUUCUAAGUAAAACCAUCAAGUCAACAACAGGGUGCCUGAGAUAAUCUUUGAAGCUAUUGUACUGGCCUGCACCAGAAGAGAUCUGCAUUCUCAUUACUAAAAUUGUAGCACAGAACUGCACUAAGAUUUGUUUACAAGAAGAAAUUAAACUCUACGUUUGGUUUUCACAUACAGCAGCUCUGUUAAAUAACAUGCAUCUGAGUUUUAAGUUGCAAAGGUAUCUGAACAGUUAAUUUUUCAUGUGCAUCUUUUGUUGAAUGUUUUGGUUCAAGAAAGAAUGUUUAAAGCUUUUUAAAGACUUCAGUUCUUAAUGUAACUGUACCCUUCUGCAUGGAAAAUCAUAACCAACAUGGCUGCAGUAGACUUCUUUAGUGGUAUCCAGCACCACUUGCAGAGGGCUGCUUUAUCAUAUUGUAUUUGGGUGUAGGACUCUAGUGUUCUUGGGUGUAUUGCAUGGGCUGCAUUAUCUACAGCAUUGUACAAUAACAACUAGAAAAGGCAGUAUACUUCACUGAUGCUUGUCUGGUAAUAUCACUUCUGUGUUAUAAUGGAAGGUUUUUCGUGAUGUAUGAACUUGUGUUUUUUUUAUAUAUAAAUGAGUAUAGUUAGAUUAGUGUUGUGGUAAUGCCUGUUUUCAUCUGUAAAUAGUUAAGUAUGUACACAAGGCACUACUUCUGAUUUAUUGCAGUGUUCAGUCCUAGUUUUUCUUUAUUAAAACAUUCAGUUUCGCUUCAAUUUUAUGUACCUUAGUUCUGAGUUAGAUUUGCAGAUGUGUACAGAUAGUUCAUAUUUAUGUAUUGCACAUAAUCAUGCUAUUCAGCAUUGAUGCUAUAUUGUAUUAUGUAAAUAAUAAAAGCAGUGUACAGAGGGAA